This is a messenger RNA of Penicillium concentricum, 714 nucleotides long. Its product is annotated as gamma-glutamylcyclotransferase family protein. The transcript has a single exon. Lineage: Eukaryota; Fungi; Ascomycota; Eurotiomycetes; Eurotiales; Aspergillaceae. Gene Ontology annotation, molecular function: gamma-glutamylcyclotransferase activity. Bases 1 to 714 code for a protein of 237 amino acids. The record is from RefSeq and is a predicted model, not a curated record.
AUGCUCUCCAUCUCAGCCCUCGAACCAGCAGAAAGACACACCAAACCCCUCCCAACACCCACCCCACCAACCACAAAACCACCCCAAUAUGCAAAAUAUCUCUACUUCGCCUAUGGCUCCAACCUCUCCCCAGCCCAAAUGAAAUCCCGCUGUCGCAUAAACCCCACCCACUCCGCCACCCCACUAGCAAUCGCAACCCUCCCACACUGGCGCUGGCUAAUCUGUGAGGCGGGCUACGCAAACGUCCUCCCACGACCGGGUCUGCGCGUCGCAAAUCAAGACUCUGAGACUGCGCAUCAUAUUCCCGUUUCCGGAGCUGAAGACGCGGUCUACGGUGUUCUUUACCAGAUGGACGUUGGUGACGAAAAGAUUCUGGAUGGUUAUGAGGGGGUUGAUACAUGUGCCGCUGGUGCGAAGGAUAGCGAUGGUGUUCCCGUUUCUGUUAGACCUAGGGUGCAGGGAAAUGGGUCUUAUAAUAAGUGGUUUGUUGAGGCGGAUGUUGUGAAGUGGUUGGAUGGGGAGGGAGUGAGGGGGCUUGAGGAUAAGGGAAAGGUGCCAGUUUUGGUUUAUGUUGAUGAGAACUGUAUUAAGCUUGCUGGGCCCAAGUUUGAGUAUAUUGCGAGAAUGAAUCGGGCUAUUCGGGAGUCUGUAGAUUUGGGGGUUCCUAUGGAAUGGGUGGAGGAGGUUAUGAGGAAGUUCAUUCCUAAAGAGUAA